Molecule: messenger RNA, 810 nt
Organism: Cyphomyrmex costatus
Lineage: Eukaryota; Metazoa; Arthropoda; Insecta; Hymenoptera; Formicidae
Exons: 4
Coding region: 296-703 (135 amino acids)
Source: RefSeq, a predicted model, not a curated record
UGGCCCUUAGGGCCUGGUCCCAUGAACUUUCGAAACGUGCGGACGCGGAAAGUGCGAAUCGAAAAAUAACUAGAUUCUAGUGAGAAAUAUUACCACGCAUUUUCCGCACUAAUUAUUCCUGAUGUUCCGCAUGAUUUUAUGCGGACGAUGCGGACUAUGGUCGGUGUCUACGGAUUGUGAAAAAAUCGUUUUUAUUUUCUGACAGCAACCAAAAUGAAGGCUAUUGUGCAAAUUGCAAACCUGUCUGUGAAAGUCAACCUCAUCUUUAAAAAACUCCAAGAGUUAUUUGUACGCAAUGGUAAAUAUCUACAGGUUAAAAAAGUGUGGAUACUGUGGGCUUAUUUUGGCGGAUGAUACCCUACUAUGGCACAAGUGCUUCAAAAAGUUCAAUGAAGAAACGCAUGCAGUCCAAAUUGGCGAGGAUGGUGUCGUUAUUCUGAUACACAAGUCGCAAAUUGUACAUCAGCAAGACAAAGUUUUGGAUGCCGAAAUGAACAAUUGCGAGGAUAAUGAUGCAAUCGUGUCUGAAAGUUUGCAGAGUCAGGACGAAUUGCUGAUAAGCAUUAUGUUUGGCAAAAGAGCUCUGUGGGACAGCAAUAUUCCAGCAAAGGAGAGAUCUAAGUUAAAGAAAAAUGACCAGUGGCAGGAAGUGUACAAUUUGAUGGGAGGUGUCUUAAACAUCAAAGAGCUGAAAGACAGGUAGAGAUAUUUACGGGACCGUUUUGUGAAGGCACAUCGAGCACACACCCAAUACACUCCAAGCGGAUCUGCUGCAAACUCCAAAACGAUUUCAAAAUUUGCCCACUACCU